Messenger RNA from Lachancea nothofagi CBS 11611, 651 nucleotides. The record is from the annotation of a GenBank genome assembly. Lineage: Eukaryota; Fungi; Ascomycota; Saccharomycetes; Saccharomycetales; Saccharomycetaceae.
AUGAAACGCGUUGGUGUAUUGGCGCUCCAGGGUGCCUUCAAGGAACACGCCGAGCUGAUCGAGGCCUGCGUGCGUGAAAACAGCUACUCGAUCGCAGUCUGCGAGGUAAAAACGGCCGAGCAGCUUGCCCUCUGCGAUGCGCUAAUCAUCCCGGGCGGCGAGUCGACCGCGAUGUCGCUCAUCGCACAGAGAUGCGGCAUCUUCGAGCCGCUCCAGGAGUUUGUGCGCGACCCGACAAAGGCUAUAUGGGGUACGUGCGCCGGUCUCAUUUUCCUGGCGCGCGAAAUCACCAGCGACGCGCAGCUCGUAAAGCCACUUGGUGCGCUGAGCGUAGCCGUCCAGCGCAACGCAUUCGGCCGCCAGUCGCACUCGUUUGUCGCACAGUGCGAUUUUUCGUCCUUCAUGGUGCCCAACCCCAAACUGCCCCAAAAUGGUCCAUUUCCCACGGUUUUCAUCCGCGCUCCCGUCAUCGACCGUGUUCUCGAUCCCGCAAAUGUCCAGAUUCUACACGAGAUCCAAAGUCCCGCGGGUCACAGUCUCGUUGUCGCGGUCAGACAGAACAACAUUUUGGGCACCUCGUUCCACCCAGAGCUUGCAGACGACAACCGUUUCCAUGAUUGGUUUUUGCGUGAGUUCGUUAUAAAAGAAUGA